CGUAUAAGCAGACCACCCACCACCUUCCGUCCUUCCCAUUUCGGUUUGAGUUUCAAAUCUCUCUGUCUCACGCGCAACGUUAGUGCCGCCCCCCCUCCCUGCGAAACCCUAACCCUAGCCACCACCAGCGUGCUCCCUCCCCCGAUCCUCAUGUCCGAUUCCGAAGCAUCCCCGACGCCCGCGGUUGCGGUUGCGGCUGCGGCAGCGGAGGCGGCGACGGCCGAGAGCUCCCCGUCUCCGGCGAGGAGUGAGGAGCUGCUGCCGGUGGCGGAGAAGAUCUCGGAAUUAAAUGAAUCACAGUCAGAGCUUUUGGGAAGACUUCGAGGUCUUAAGGAGGAUUUGCAGAGCUGGAGAAGCAAUUUAGACACCCAAGUGCAGAAAUACAAAACUGAAAUCUCCGAUAUCAAAACUGCACUUAAUAGUGAGAUAGACCAGCUGAAAUCAGAUUUCCAAGAACUGAGGACCACCCUUAAGAAGCAACAGGAAGAUGUGACUAUUAGCUUGAAGAAUUUGGGGCUAGAAGAUUCUACCGAAACUGAUGGGAACAAAGGAAGUGGGGAGGAAAAUACAAGUGAGGGUGCAUUAGCAAACAUGGGGGACCUGAAACUAGAAGAUUCUGCCGAAACUGAUGGGAACAAAGGAAGUGAGGACGAAAAUACAAGUGAGGGUGCAUUAGCAAACAUGGGGGACCUGAAAUUGGAGGAUAAUCCAGAAAAUAAUGAUGAAAGCAGUGGGGUUGAGGAGGAAAAGAAUCAGGAGGCCCCUGAAGAAGAUGGCAUGGCGGGCAUAGAAGGUACCAAGACGGAAGAUGACACGGCGGGCAAAGAAGAUACCAAGAUGGAAGAUGACACGGCGGGCAUAGAAGGUACCAAGACGGAAGAUGUCAUGGCGGGCAUAGAAGGUACCAAGACGGAAGAUGUCAUGGCGGGCAUAGAAGGUACCAAGACGGAAGAUGACAUGGCGGACAUAGAAGGUACCAAGACGGAGAAUCCAAGCGACGAAUAAAUCAGUGCAUGAACGGAGAGUAGAAAUGGCGCCACUUCUUUGGUGGCCCUGAAGUAGAAACUUAAAGAGCAGUGGUAGAUCGGUUCUUCUACAAGGGACGGCCCAUGCUCUGUGUGAUCAUCUGGUCGUGUAGCGUGGUCUUUCUCGAACGCUGCUGCGACGAGUGGGCUCCAGCACGCAGGAAUUGUUGCAACCUGUUUAACUACUUUAUUAAUGUAAGAGUGUCCGCAUGAAAAUUUCACCGUCUUUGCUUGA
This is a messenger RNA of Triticum aestivum (bread wheat), 1260 nucleotides long. RefSeq names its product spore wall protein 2. The record is from RefSeq and is a predicted model, not a curated record. Lineage: Eukaryota; Viridiplantae; Streptophyta; Magnoliopsida; Poales; Poaceae. The transcript is spliced from 10 exons. The coding region runs from base 151 to 1005 and encodes 284 amino acids.